Heterostelium album PN500 is the source of this 1245-nucleotide messenger RNA. RefSeq names its product MATH domain-containing protein. Gene Ontology annotation, molecular function: protein binding. The coding region runs from base 1 to 1245 and encodes 414 amino acids. The record is from RefSeq and is a predicted model, not a curated record. The transcript is spliced from 4 exons. NCBI's taxonomy places the organism in Eukaryota, Evosea, Eumycetozoa, Acytosteliales, Acytosteliaceae.
AUGGAUUCCAAAAUCUUGGGUGAUUUUGAUACUAAAAUGGAGUUUAAAGUAGAAGAAAUUAUUAGAGAUUAUAGUGGACUAUGUUUGGAUUGUUUAGAAUCUGGUGGAAAGGAAUGUACUAUCCAUUCACUAGAAGAAGCAUUAGAUAUUCAUUCUGGACAUAGAACAUUCUCAGAGAGAACAUUGAAAGAUCAUUUAAAAAAAGAUAAAUAUUUUGAAGAUAAACAGAAAGAAUUGUUUAGGAAACUAAUGGAGACUGUAGAAGCCACAAAGAAGAACCAAGAGAGAAUAAUAGCAAUCACAAAGAAAUAUAAUUAUUUCCAUGAGAGGCUAAGCGCUGAGGAAUAUAAGCUACGGAAACCACUAGAAGAGGAGGUCAAUAAAUCAUUGGAAACCACAAAAUCAAUAUAUUCUCAAAUUAUUUACAAUUGGAGAAUGAAUAAUUGGAUGGAUGAUAUUGAAAUCAUUGCGCCAGGAAGAGAUGAAAGCAUAAAUGAAAAUAGUAGAAUGAGUGAAUCGCUCUCUAGUAUUAUUGGUGAUAAUGAAGGCAUUGAUUUGAACCUACAUCAAUAUGGAAUAGGUCAAAAUGGUUCAAUCCAACUCACAGAUUCAACUGUUUAUCUUUCAAAAACUAUUAAUAAUAAUAGCCACAUCAAUAAUAACAACUUUAAAAAUAACAAUUUAGAUGAUAUCUCAACUGGACCAAUUAUUAACUUCAAGACUAAAGAGAUUACACCUACAUAUAAUGAAAGUAAACCAAUUAACUUUAGUUUGAUCUCUGAGUUUAGAUCUCAUUAUGUCAAGUGCCAAUCAGAAAAAUAUGAGUCACCAAAUUCAUUUCCAGAACUAAAUCUUAAGAAAGAAUUCCACAAAGUUAUAGAGAGUAUCAUGUAUUCCAAAUUUUCUUUUAAAAUGUCUUUACCAAAGGAGAAAUACACAAAGAGUGAAAGUUUUAAUUUUAAUGAUAAUACAUGGUUUUUGGUAAUGGGAAUACAUAAGAGUCCUGAUAAAAUCGAAUGGUUAUCAUUGUUCCUACACCUUUCAGAAUUCAAAGAACCAAUCAAAGUAGCUUGGAAAUUUAAAAUCAUUGAUGUGGAGCAAAGUAGUGAAAAACACUUUAUGGAAUUGAAUGGUAACGUCCCUUCACGAUUGGAUGGCUAUGGUUUUACAAGAUUCAUUCAAAUGAGUAAACUUGAACCUUUCAGAAAAGAAAAUGAGGUAUUGGUAACAAUCCAAUUCAUUUAA